AUGUCGCAGGACACCGGUUUGUUCAGCAUUCGGCGCCCUCGAGAGUCAACGGCGCAGACUCUUGGGAGCGUCCAGAAUUUCUCAGCCAUUCCUCAGCCCGCCUCCGCGCUGAAACGAACCAGUUCAAUUGGUUUCCAGAAUCCUCCGUAUACCGGUCAACACGGUCGCGCGUCGAUGCUCGGUUCUAUGGGUCGUCCGCAACAGCCCAAUUUCCAGCGCUCGUCAUCGGGGGGGAGCUUUGGUGCGGAUAUGGGCUUGUCGACUGUACGGCGGUCUAUUUCAGCGAAUAUGUUCCAAACCGCGAGCGUCGGUCGUCCAAGCUAUGCUCUCGGAUCACUGCCUCUAAAUUCAGCUCAGAAUCUGCAACGAAGAAGCAGUGUGUUCUCGCGGCCCUCCACGGCUGCCCCGAUGAGCCAUCAAUCUUUCUUCACACAAGCGCCUGCGCCAGCUGGUGUGCCACGAGACCCUCGUCCUCUGCGGGAUCGAGCUUUCCAGGCCAGGAUCGGUCAGGAGAUCUUAGAAUACCUGACACAUAACAACUUCGAGCUGGAGAUGAAGCAUUCAUUGGGCCAGAACACGUUGAGGUCGCCUACGCAGAAGGACUUCAAUUAUAUCUUUCAGUGGCUAUACCACCGGAUUGAUCCAAGCUAUAAAUUUCAAAAGAGCAUUGAUGCGGAGGUACCGCCGAUUCUGAAGCAGCUACGAUACCCAUUCGAGAAAAGUAUCACGAAGUCGCAACUUGCGGCAGUGGGAGGUCAAAACUGGCCUACGUUUCUUGGUUUGCUACAUUGGAUGAUGCAGCUGGCACAGAUGUUGGAUAGGUUCUAUAUGGGUGAAUACGAUGAUGCGUGUGCCGAAGCUGGAGUAGACGUUACCGGUGACCGGAUCAUCUUCCGAUUUUUGACGGGGGCGUAUCACGAUUGGCUCCAGGGAGGUGAAGACGAAGAUGACGAGAUCGCGGAGAAGCGGCUGGUACCUCAUGUCGAGGCGAUGGCGGCGGAAUUCGAGAAAGGAAAUGAACGGUACGUGCAAGAGAUGAAAGUUUUGGAGGCCGAAAACAGGGCUUUGCGGGACCAGAUUGAGGAGCUGGAAAAGAACGCACCGGACAUCCCCAAGCUCGAUAAGCAUUUCCGGAUACUGGAAGACGAUAAGCGAAAAUUCGAGGAUUACAACCAGAACGUGCAAGGCAAGAUUGACAAGUACGAGAACCGGAUCAAGUUCUUGGACGAGGAGAUCAAGAAAACCGAUGCCGACCUGCAAGCUGCAGAGGAGGAACGCUCCGGUCUUCAGGCAAGUGUUGACCGACAGGGUAUCACAAUCCAAGACAUCGACCGCAUGAAUACGGAGCGGGAGAGGCUUCAGAAGAGUCUUGAUGAUACCCUCAGCCGUUUGGAAGAGGUGCACGCCCGGGUCAUGGAGAAGGAAGCAGAAGCCAGUCAAAAGUUAGAAGACCUCGAACAGAUUGUCAAGACAUAUAAUACCCUAGGGUACCAGACGAGUCUUAUUCCAGCGUCCGCUGUUAACGCGAAAGGCGAGGACUACGAGCUUCAUCUCAAUGUUAACGAGAGCAAUUUCUCUUCGUCUCAGCUUGGCGGAUCCCAGAGUCGGACUUCCCCAGAAGGAGAUCGCCUCGUUGCCGACCCGGUUACAGGCUAUCAUCCAGCACAUCUACUUAACCUGGAUCUCAGGGGCAUCGUGCGGAGCAAUCUGAACGCCUUGAAGAAAGAGAUCAAUGAGAGACGAAAACGGGCCAUUGACGACGACCUGGAGCGACGUAACCUGCUCGAUAACAUCAAGGAAGCUAUGGAUGAAAAGCGAAGCGAGGUGGAGGCCCUGGAGCACCGGAGACGCGCGGCAGAGGAAGAAUUCGAAAGGACCAAGGAGAUCACGACAACCCAGAAGCUGGCCUCCGAUGCGCAGAUCGAAAAGAUGGAGAAGGAACUCGCGAAGAUGCGAGCGACUUUGACAGAGAGCGUUCAACUGAUGGAGCAGCGCGAGAUGAACACAAACAUCGAAUAUGAACAGCUCACGCUCCGCGCAAACGCACUCCGGGAAGAGCUCCACACCGGGAUAGAGAGUAUGCUCAACGACAUCAUCCGGUUCAAGGUGCACGUUCAAAAGAGCUUGGAGGAUUACGAGAGCUUUGUUGCAGACGAAGUCGAACAGGAAUUGGGUGGCGAUGUAGAGCCCGAUGACGAUACCCCCAUGGACGAGAGUUAA
Paecilomyces variotii is the source of this 2220-nucleotide messenger RNA. Its product is annotated as HEC/Ndc80p family protein. Gene Ontology annotation, cellular component: Ndc80 complex. Gene Ontology annotation, biological process: attachment of mitotic spindle microtubules to kinetochore. The transcript has 2 exons. NCBI's taxonomy places the organism in Eukaryota, Fungi, Ascomycota, Eurotiomycetes, Eurotiales, Thermoascaceae. The coding region runs from base 1 to 2220 and encodes 739 amino acids. The record is from RefSeq and is a predicted model, not a curated record.